GUUGAGCGUGAUGACGCCACUUGGUCAGAUCCCGACGGGCUUCCGCCUUCGGGACCGAUCGCAAUCGAUGCGAAAAGAGUGCGUAUUUCAAACAGCCAAAAAAGUGUCAUGAAGUAUCUAUAGAUUACCUAAAUAUUUUGCAAUUGCCAAAGUUGAGACUUAUUCUGGACUGCAAGUUUGCGCCUUUGAUGCAGCUUACUGUAUAUCACUAAGUUCCGUGAUUCCAAAUGGGUAUUGGAAGCCAAGACGUGGUGACGACUGAUGACAACAGGGCGUGAAAUUCUUACAUAGGAGGUAGACAGCUUAUUUCGGGGAUUCUCCACCUGAAGAGACGGAAGAAUGAAACUAUAGCCCGCUACUUAGUAGGUUAGUAUUUUAUCCGUUUAAAGGAUUUUGUAUGGGGGAUAUACAAAACGCUAGGCGCCAUCAGUAAUUCGAUAUCCUAGGUUUACAGCUAAUUUGUCAACGCUGACGCCCUACUGCAUGCUAACUUGUAGAUCAAGUUGCUGUAACCGAAGGUCGAAGGGAUUAUGUCCGCGGAAUUGUAACAUAAAAUAGGAAAUGAAAAUUUAUAUAUAAAUCAAGCCAGAAUACCUUGAUGGCACUUUUUGUAUCCUAACUAAUUAUUCCUCGGAUAAAGGUCGCUUACUACAACAACAUUAUCGAAGAGUUGCGUAUAUUUGUUAUAUUCCACUAACGAAAUCACACCUGAACGUAUACCAUGGCCCAAGAAGGUGGCUGUCUCUGUGGCAAGAUCCGCAUCUCGACCGAAGGCGAGCCUAUAAACAAGAUGCUCUGCCACUGUCUCGACUGCCAUAAAAUCUCAGGCUCAGCUUUCAGCACCAACGUCGUCGUGCCCGCCGCGGGCUUCAAGGUUCUGUCAGGGACGCCCAAGACUUACUUCACGCCUGGCGACUCAGGCCGGGGGAUAACGUCGCACUUCUGCGGCGACUGCGGAUCAACUCUGUGGCGCAUCGGGAAAAUCUCCGACUUUAACCCAAUCAUCAAAGCUGGUGUCAUAGACGACCCGAACUUCUUUAACAACGACGCCAAGCCAACCGUAGAGCUGUUCUCACAUCGGCGGGCAAAUUGGGUUAAGGAGAUUCCUGGCGCAACUCAGACUUGAGAGUUGUGGUUAGGUUGAAGAUGUCGACUACGUUGUCGAUACUCCCUAGGUACACUUUAGGGGGGAGCAGACGCAUAUUAGGCUUAACUAAACCAAUAAAUAAAUCUGACUAAACACUUGUUUAUGCCUAUGUGGAAGACUUGUCGAACCGUAUGGAGGGUUGAUCUGUGAAUAUGCUCCAUGACAUAACGAGUGAUAGCCGACGUCUUCAGUUAUCCUGGGAUAUCAACCAAACAGGAAUCUAAGCAACUAAGAUAUUCGAUGCGUCGGCCCGAUCGUGUACUAGGUAGCAGCAUUUUUGACCCUCAAGUCUAAGGAAAGCUCUUCGACAAGUUAACGUUGUAAGAUACGUCCGGCUUGUCAGUUGCGUAUCAGUAUGCUGCUUCAACAGGAUAUCUUUGGAAAGGGAUCACUUAUCAUAUGGGUAGUAUUCAAUCAUCUGUGGAGUUUCGUCGUAAUAAUUGUCCAUUG
Messenger RNA from Daldinia decipiens, 1597 nucleotides. Its product is annotated as Mss4-like protein. Gene Ontology annotation, molecular function: carbon-sulfur lyase activity. The coding region runs from base 722 to 1126 and encodes 134 amino acids. Lineage: Eukaryota; Fungi; Ascomycota; Sordariomycetes; Xylariales; Hypoxylaceae. The transcript has 2 exons. The record is from RefSeq and is a predicted model, not a curated record.